AUGACGGUCGAUGGUCCCGAAGAAACUCACAUCUGUGGGUUUAACGUUUUCACUGUUGCAGAGGGUCCAUGGUAUCUAGGGCAAGUAUGCAGGCUAUGGAGGAACGUCGUCAGCACGCUCUGCCCUGAGCUAUGGGCAACGAUGACCAUCCAAGCUCCACGUUCCGAUAUAGAUGCGUGGCGUCCCCGCGGAGACGUCGUAGCAAUGCUCGAGAGUGUGCUCGAACGGGCUGGAAAGCAUCAUCCCCUUGACUUCUUGUUUUCCCAUCGCACCAUUUCGUCAGCAGAAGUUCUCAGCGUCAUGCAGCGGUGCUUUGACUUUAUGAUAAACCAUUCAGCACGAUGGAGAAGAACCGAAUUUGUCGUUCAUCCCUCAUUUCUUCCACGUCUUUCUGUCGUCCGCGGAAAGGUCAAUCUGCUCACCGAUGCAUAUGUGAAAUGUUGGCCCUACCUGGAGAAUCAUUUAGCUCCCAUCACCGCCUUUGAAAUAGCACCUAGGCUGAGAAACCUCCACGCGAAAGGAAUACAUCGUCAGGCUCAAGUCAUUUUUCCUGCCAGCAAUCUUAUCUCGUUUUACGAUGAACGACCAUUUGCGGGUGACCUGCUGACGCCGGAAUACGUCGACAUUAUCAGAUCUUCUCCGAAACUCCUCUCGUUUUCGUACCACGACUACGCUGGCGCCCCGGUACCACCAGGAUUACUGCCAGCCCAUCCCUGUGUUAUCAGCCAGUCUAUACAGACGCUUUCAGUUUCUUCGGCAUGUUUCAUGCGAAGUGUUGAAUUGCCAGCGCUACGCGAGGUUGUUCUCACCCCUGGCUAUGACAAGGACAGAAACCAGCAGGUUAUCGAUCUUCCAAGGGGUGCCAUCAUAGCGCUGUCGGAGCUACUUCACCAUUCCCACUGUUCGCUAAUCCGACUCUCUGUCGUCGAUACAACUAUCGUUGACAAUGAUCUUGCAGCGGUUCUGCGAUUGACGCCGCGUCUGGAGGAAUUUAACAUUCAAUUCAACCAAUGGGAUGAGGGUAACGAUCUGGGUAUGGAAGCGCCUAUGGAGGAGCUGGCGGAGACCGUACGGGUGGAUGGGUCAGUCUGCCAUGCCCUGAUUCCUUGUCUGGGCAGCUUCCCCCUCGUGUUGGAAGGAGUUGAUAAUGUGCAUGUCUGUUUUCUUGACUGCGAGUUUCUCGAGAUGAUCAUUUCACGGAAUCGCGAUGGCGUCCUGGGGAAAUUUGGUCUACGUAUAGUGGGACAAAGUUGGAGUUAUGGAUUGGAUCCGGAAGAUGAGGGCGAAUUGAGGGCCCUCACAAAAACUGGUCUCACGCUAGACUUUGAUCUGUAUGAUUUCUGA
Molecule: messenger RNA, 1344 nt
Organism: Desarmillaria tabescens
Lineage: Eukaryota; Fungi; Basidiomycota; Agaricomycetes; Agaricales; Physalacriaceae
Exons: 1
Coding region: 1-1344 (447 amino acids)
Source: RefSeq, a predicted model, not a curated record